This is a messenger RNA of Trichoderma breve, 1107 nucleotides long. Its product is annotated as zinc-binding dehydrogenase domain-containing protein. The coding region runs from base 1 to 1107 and encodes 368 amino acids. The transcript is spliced from 2 exons. NCBI's taxonomy places the organism in Eukaryota, Fungi, Ascomycota, Sordariomycetes, Hypocreales, Hypocreaceae. The record is from RefSeq and is a predicted model, not a curated record. Gene Ontology annotation, molecular function: oxidoreductase activity, acting on NAD(P)H.
AUGUCGUCCGCUACUACGAUGGGGCAGUUGCCCCAACACCAAACGGCCAUUGUAGCUCAAGGACCAGGCCAAAUGACUAUCCAGAAAGAUGCACCAGUACCCGCACUGGCUCAUGACAUGGUUCUAGUGAAGACAGCAACAGUGGCCAUUAACCCAGUUGAUGUCAAGUCGCUGGACUACAGCCCGGCACCUGGAGCCAUCAUAGGCUUCGACUUCGCCGGUACCAUUGUAGCACUGGGUGCGGAUGCAGUCAAGGAGGGUCGUCUGGCCGUGGGUGAUCGCGUGGCCGGGGUGGUCUACGGCAUGGACAGAUUGCAGCCUGAUGUUGGGGCUUUUGCUCAGUAUGUCGGUGCGCUGGCGGAUUUGGUCCUCAAGCUUCCCGACCACAUUAGUUUGGAAGACGCCGCGGCUCUAGGAUUAGCAACGGCAACGGCUGCAUAUGGCCUGUUCAAGGAGAUGGAGCUCCCAGGAGCCCUCGACAGACUCAGCGGCUCCGUCCCCGACCGCGGCGACUUUGUCCUGGUUGCAGGCGGUAGCACUGCUACAGGUACGCGCGCUAUUGAGCUGCUGAAGACCGCCGGUUUCCGCCCAGUCGCCACAUCUUCUCCAUCGAACUUUGAGCUCGUCAAGAAGUUUGGGGCUGAAGCGGUUUUUGACUACCAUGACCCAGGCUGUGCAGACGCCAUUAAAGCCUACACCAACAACGAACUGGAUUAUGCGCUGGACUGCAUAGCCGAAGCAGAAACGACACAGCUGUGCUACGCAGCGAUUGGUCGUGCUGGUGGCCGAUAUGUUGCUGUGGAGCCGUUUCGUGAGUCGAUUGCCCAAAGCCGGAUCAAUACUGUGAAGGCAUCGUGGUUCAAUGUCAUGACCGUCUGGGGUCGCAAAGUCGAGCUUGGUGGGGAGUACGCCCGUGAAGCGUCUCUCGAGGAUCGGGAGUUCGGCGCUCGUUCCUUCGCGGCUGUACAGACAUUGCUCGACCGUGGCUUUGUGACGACUCAUCCCAUCAAGCUCAUGUCUGGUGGCUGGGAAGGUGUUGUUGAGGGUGUAGACAAGAUACGCAGCCAGCCUCCAUCUGGCUACAAAUUGGUUUGUCAGGUCGCCUGA